This is a messenger RNA of Marmota flaviventris (yellow-bellied marmot), 2366 nucleotides long. It is a transcript of the gene Thg1l, whose product is annotated as tRNA-histidine guanylyltransferase 1 like. The record is from RefSeq and is a predicted model, not a curated record. Lineage: Eukaryota; Metazoa; Chordata; Mammalia; Rodentia; Sciuridae. Gene Ontology annotation, biological process: tRNA modification. Gene Ontology annotation, molecular function: tRNA guanylyltransferase activity; magnesium ion binding.
UUAGGAACUAUAAGGAGAGGGGAGAGAGAUGAUGACCUCCACUAGGGCUAGAGCGGCCUCGAAAAGAAAAGGAACUUCCGGGGCGGAGCUAUCUGAACCUCUCCCUUCCGCAGUGGAAAUGUGGACCUCCUGCACUGUUAAGGUCCACGAUUGCUUGGCCUCUACUUCCGUUACUUUGAAACGGUGUCUGAGAUUGGGGGUGGCCAUGGCAAAAAGCAAGUUUGAGUACGUACGGGACUUCGAGGCUGACGACACUUGCCUCCCUCAGUGCUGGGUGGUAGUGCGGCUGGACGGCAGGAAUUUCCAUCGGUUUGCUGAGAAGCACAACUUUGCAAAACCUAAUGACAGCCGUGCUCUCCACCUAAUGAACAAAUGUGCCCAGACUGUAAUGGAAGAACUGGAGGACAUUGUGAUUGCAUAUGGACAAAGUGAUGAAUACAGCUUUGUGUUCAGGAGGAAAAGCAAUUGGUUUAAAAGAAGAGCCAGUAAGUUCAUGACUCAUGUGGCCUCCCAGUUCGCCUCCAGCUAUGUGUUUUAUUGGAAAGAUUACUUUGAGGACCAGCCUCUUCUGUAUCCCCCAGGCUUUGAUGGAAGAGUUGUCGUGUAUCCUAGCAACCAGACUUUAAAGGACUACCUCAGCUGGAGGCAAGCAGAUUGUCACAUCAAUAAUCUUUAUAAUACAGUUUUCUGGGCACUUAUUCAACAAUCUGGACUAACACCAGUACAAGCCAAAGAUAGAUUACAGGGAACUCUUGCAGCAGAUAAAAAUGAGAUCUUGUUUUCUGAAUUCAAGAUCAACUACAAUAAUGAGCCGCUGAUGUACAGGAAAGGGACUGUGUUGAUAUGGCAGAAGGUGGAUGAAGUCACGACAAAAGAAGUUAAGCUGCCAGCAGAAAUGGAAGGGAAAAAGAUGGCUGUAACCCGGACCAGAACGAAGCCAGUACUCUUACACUGUGAUAUCAUUGGGGAUGCUUUCUGGAAGGAACAUCCAGAAAUCCUUUAUGAAGACAGCUGACACUCUGCUCUUUAAUUCUGCUGUGUUUAACCAUGCAAGGCUCCCAGGUCUUCUUGCCUUAGGUGGCCCUAGCAUUCCUGCCACCCAGAACUGUACCAGAAAUGACAUGACUUGAGUUAGGAGGGAGCAGGGAAGGAAGGAAUUGAUGGGGGUGGUAUAUCUUGUUCUCUUAAGCAGAACACCUUUUUUGCAAUGUUAGAACAUGAUUUCUGUGGGUUUUUUUCCAAAAUCGUGGUACUAUUUUUAUAAAGUAAGAACUAUUUAAUGCCUUGUGAGAUGAGUCAUUUUUAGAUUGUGGCAUAAGCCUUAUAAAAAUCUGUCAGCUCUUUUCACCUAUGAUAGAAAAGAAGCCCAAACUUUACUCUCACCCACAUAUUCUUAACUAGAGAACCCAGUGACUUUGAAUAUCUCACUUCUGUACCCAUGUACUUGGAUAAUCUUGAUAGACCUGAAGAUAAAUAUGAGUUAAAACCUGCCUGGUGCCUCUGAAUUCCAGAUAUUCCAGGGAAAACUCAGGGCUUUGUGCAAGUCUCCAAAUCAGCAGUUUUGGCUGAAUAAAUGAGUAGUGGUAUUAGAUACCCUUGUGUACACCCUCCAAGGACUGAUUUUAUGGAGUUGCCAGCAUAAUGAUGAUCAUCAUCUUGCCGGAAGCAUAGGCUAAAACCACUUACCUUUUUCUAAGUACAUGUGAGAUAUUAUAUAUAUAUAUAUAUGAGAUAAAGAAAAUAUGUGAGAAUGAGUAAAAAUGGAGACCAUUUUUUACUCCAUGUCCUCUAGAUACUUCCGUUUUAAAAGCUGUCUUCCAGUUCGGCUGCCUGAAAGAUUCAAAAGUAGUCUCUAUGGAAUCAGAAAAUGACAUUUGAAUUCAAGAGCAGAGGGGUCAACAUAGCCCUUGGGGCAACUGUCAAAUGAGUCCUACUAACUCCACCUCCUAAUGGGCCAAUGGAGAUAGGAGAGCUGCAGAGGUGAUGGUAUGCUGGGAGCUGUUGAAGUGUGAAAGGGGGCGGGUAAGUCAUGGGGAUGGGUGGUGAGUAGCUUUACAUUCCUCUUGUCCUUACUUUGUAUAUUAGAGGAAGAAGAUUAUUUGGCUCAAUUAAGAUUUAAUUAAGAGACAGCCCAUGUCCCAGUUGCUGGUCUUGCAUUGCAGAAUUUACAGCCAAGAAGAAAAUGUAUUUUUGAAAGUGUGACGGAUGGCCUCAUCCUUCAGUAAUUGACACCCCAUCUGUCGAUGCCAUUUUUUUCCUUCCUGUCCCCCCACCCCCUCCACAGGAAAAUAACAAGUAUCUCAUGUUUGGUAAUUGCUAAAAUGUCUGAAAAAAAAAAAUAAAAUAAAGACAUCAACUUCCUUGGC